Molecule: messenger RNA, 1725 nt
Organism: Trifolium pratense (red clover)
Lineage: Eukaryota; Viridiplantae; Streptophyta; Magnoliopsida; Fabales; Fabaceae
Exons: 3
Coding region: 34-1104 (356 amino acids)
Source: RefSeq, a predicted model, not a curated record
CUUAAGUCAGUGAUCGUACUUUAUGGCUUCAUCAUGGUCACAAUGAUUGGAUUUCACAAAGGCCUUACCUCAACUAAUGUGCGCCGCUCAACACUCCAUUUUCACCGUCUUCAAUUUUACCACCAUUGUGGCAAAAUUGAUUCCUCAUUAUAUGUUGCUUGGGUGCAACAUUUCAAGCACAUAAGUAGUUGUUACAAGGGUGCACUUGUUACAUAUAUGGUUAAUAAGAGAGUUUUAAGUCGCAACUCCAGUAGCCAUGUUCUUGAUUCUAAAAAAUUUGGUAAUGGUGGUGGCAUGUUGAAAUUCACAUCUGAGGAAAAACACUCUGUCCUUGAAGCUCCCAGCCUCCAGCACUGGUUUAAAAACUGGCAGACACUUAGGAAACAAAAGUUGACAGCUAGUACUUUUGCUGCUGCCAUUGGAUUUUGGCGUCGGCAAAGAUCUCAGCUAUGGUUAGAAAAGAUUGGUGCCAUAGAACCAUUUUCUGGAAACCUUGCCACAUGUUGGAACAAUAUCAAAGAGGAGGAAGCACUUGCAAGAUACAAACUGAUAACCGGAAAUGCUGUGUUGUUUCCUGAAUUUCAGGUCUACACCGCAAAACCAGAAGAUAGCUGGCUAGCUGCUUCACCUGAUGGUAUAUUUGACAGGAUGGUAUAUGAAUUGCCUUCUCGUGGUGUGCUGGAGGUAAAGUGUCCGUAUUUCGGUGGAGACAUGAGUAAAGCUUUCCCUUGGUCUCGAAUUCCAGUUCACUAUAUUCCUCAAGCUCAGGGUUUAAUGGAGAUUCUAGGAAUGGAUUGGAUGGAUUUUUAUGUCUGGACAGUUAAUGGUAGUAGUCUAUUUAGGUUACACCGUGAUGAAGAGUAUUGGGAUGUAAUGAAAAUUGCACUUUCUGAAUUCUGGUGGAAGCAUGUUCAGCCAGCAAGAGAGUUGUAUAGUAGUGGUGUUAUAACUGAUCCCUUUUUUCAAUUAAAAUCACUAUCACCAGCCCCUAGACAUGAAUUAUGUCGUGAUAUAGUUUAUAAAAGUAAACUUAUUGUUGACAAUUCUAAGUUGUUGAUCCGGGAGAUACAUGGUAAAAUGACAAAUGAUUUAUCCAGCCGUUAGAGCAGAGUCAUUAGUUUAGUUAAAAACAUUGUUUUUGCUGUAGAUUCCAUAUAUCGCUGAUUUUAAGUAUAGAAUCAUUUACAAAAAGUGUUGCAAAUUUUAAAAAUUAAUAUUCAAUAUGAUUAUUUACUGCUAGAGAGUGCAGAAAGACAAACUUAGCUGCAUGUAGAACGUUAAAAAUUUGAGACAGUUGAUACUGUGAAAACUGUACGUUGGCUGAUUCGUGCCACGAAGAUUUAAUGAAGUGUUACAUUUGUUAUUGAUUGUUUAACACAUAUCUCCUCUUUUUUCAAUGCUUGAGACCAGUUCUGUUGUGCAACAUUGUCAGAGUUAGAUUAUCUCAGAUCCUAAAUGUGAACGUAUUUUUUCCUCUUUGAGGUGUACGAGAUAUUAAACCAUUCACAUACCAUCAGCAGCACAACUUAAUCUUUUUGGAGGAAGGGAAUUGUGUCUUUUGGUGAAUUUUAAUAGCAUGUGCUGAAGAAAAAAAUGCAAGCUGAGGCGGAAAUCUCGACUGAUUAGAACACUGAACUUCAUUCUAAGACUGCUGUUUCUGUUCAAAAUGGGGAUCUUGUGUUUCAGCAUCUUUUGCAAUGUCAUCAUGCCUCAGCAGCCAGGUCC